Molossus molossus (Pallas's mastiff bat) is the source of this 2250-nucleotide messenger RNA. RefSeq names its product zinc finger protein 215 (gene ZNF215). The transcript has 8 exons. Gene Ontology annotation, molecular function: DNA-binding transcription repressor activity, RNA polymerase II-specific. NCBI's taxonomy places the organism in Eukaryota, Metazoa, Chordata, Mammalia, Chiroptera, Molossidae. Gene Ontology annotation, biological process: negative regulation of transcription by RNA polymerase II. The record is from RefSeq and is a predicted model, not a curated record.
AUGCUAUUUACAAGAAGCUAAUGCGGCAGAUCCAUUUAAGGACCGGGAGUGGCCAGGGCUUCUUGGUUAUGGUAUGAUUGCCAACUACAGCUCCCUCCGCCCGCCCGGCGACUUGCGCGGCUGUCCUCGGACUGUCGCCGGGGAGUGACUGAACAGAGCCGGGCUGGGAGCCUUGCUCGCAGACAUUCGUUUCCAAACUGUUUCUGCUCCACUAUCAGCGCUAACCUGAAAGGCUCUCCUUACCUCAAGCUGCUGCCCUACAUGUAACUUAAUGGAUUAAAAACAACCCUCUUCACCGACAGUCUCUCAGGUACCUGGAUGUUGGCUUUGUAUCAUUUGAAACUUCUGGAAAUCCUGGAAAUUUUCUAUUCAGAUAUAACUUGGCUCAAAUUAUACCACACACAUAUAGUAUACAGGUGCUUAGCCCAAGCCUAAGAAUUACUGGACUCCUCUGAUAAGAUAAAUUCAAACAAAGUAGGAGUUCCAUCUAGGAAGAUGCAGCCCCUGAACAAGUUGAUGACUAUCUCACAUCCUCAAAACCUGACUCUGCAUGAGGUCCUGAGAGCAGAUGUGUCUUGGCAGCAGAAAAGGUCCCCAGUCAGGGAGGCCUGUGACUCUGAGGCGUCUCGUCAAAAGUUCAGACAUUUCCAGUACUUGGAAGUGUCGGAGCCUCAUGAAGCCCUGAGCCAACUCUGGGAGCUCUGUCUUCAGUGGCUGAGACCAGAGGUUCAUACAAAGAAGCAGAUCCUAGAACUAUUGGUGCUGGAACAGUUCCUGACAAUUCUCCCUGAAGACGUUAGGACUUGGGUGAAUUUACAGCAUCCAAAGAACAGCAAAGAAGUGCUAAGCCUGAUAGAGGAUGUGAUUGAAAUGCUUAAAGAUGAAGAUAGACCCUGCAAGGAUUCUGUCCUCCAGAAGGGGAGCACCUUGAAGGAGAAAAUGGAAGCUGAUUCACUAAAAGGCAAAUCCCAGGAACCAGUGGCAUUCAAAGAUGUGGUUGUGGAAUUCAGCCCGGAGGAGUGGGGGCAGUUGGACCCUGCUGUAAAGAACCUGUACAGGGAUGUGAUGCUGGAGAACUAUGGGAACCUCAGUUCAUUGCGUAAAGAGUUUCUGUUUGCCAAACCAGUUGAGGAUAAGAACCCGGAGUCAGAGAAUAAGAAACAAAUAUGGAUAAUGGAGCAAGAAAUUCCAAGAAUAGCUGUAUUUGACAGACAGAAAAUUUCAGAAAAUGAGGAUUCAGUUUCAAAGCGGAGAAUUUCUGGAGAAGCAUCAUCCCAUGGAGUGACAAUGACAAGACUGACCCAAAGUGGACUUCCUCCUGUAGCUGCCUGGAAAAGUGGUGAUUGGUUCUAUGGGAACCAGGAACUCUGGGACAGAAAUCUGCCACAAGAAGCUUUCAUUCAUAAGACAACCUGUACGGAGGGGGGCGACUUUGAAUGUAGUGAAAAUAAGAAAAGCUUUGAUGUUCAGUCAGUUAAUUCAGUUUUUGAUACUCAACAGGGGGUUCCUAUCAGGAAGGGGUCCCCAAAGUGUGAUAUGUUUAAAACUAGCUUCAAAUUUAAUUUUGACGUAGUAGGUAAGCAACAUUCAGAAAAUAAUGAAUAUGGGACUGCCUUGAGCCUGAGUCCAGAUAUUCAGCACCCAGAAAGGCAUACCACAGUGAAUUGCUAUGAGUGUUUUCAGUGCGGGAAAGCCUUCAGCCGGAGUUCAUCCCUUGUUCGACAUCAGAUCAUUCACACAGGAGAGAAACCCUAUAAAUGCAGUAAAUGUGGGAGAGUCUUCAACCGACAAACAAACCUUGCUAAGCAUCAAAAAAUUCAUCCUGAAGUAAAGGCCAAUGAAGGAAAUAAAUGUGAAACAGCCUUCAGUGAGAGUGAAGACAGUAAUAAAAAUCCAAGUCUCCAUCCUAGAGAGAAUGCCUAUGAAUGUGUUGACUGUGGAAAAUCUUUCAGCAGGAGCUCCUCACUUAUUCGCCAUCAAAUGAUUCAUACAGGAGAGAAACCAUUUAAGUGUAACAAAUGUGAGAAAACCUUCAAUAGGAAUUCAAACUGUAUUAAACACCAAAAACUUCAUACUUGAGCAAAGCCCUAUUACAAGUCAAUGUGGUGUCAGGUCCUAGACAAAUUGAUGUGGAGGCACAGGAUUCCGGAGACCAAAUUUGGCAGACUUGAAGCCCUCGGCGUGGAGGCAAGAUAUCCGAGACGACUACGACGUAACUGCAUUUCGGGAGGGAGAACAGGCGCCUAUUAA